Messenger RNA from Arabis nemorensis, 510 nucleotides. Lineage: Eukaryota; Viridiplantae; Streptophyta; Magnoliopsida; Brassicales; Brassicaceae. The record is from the annotation of a GenBank genome assembly.
AUGUUCCUACGGGCAAUCGGACGGCCGUUAUUGGCUAAAGUGAAGGAGACGACAGGGAUCGUUGGGCUUGACGUGGUCCCAAACGCGAGGGCGGUGCUGAUCGAUCUCUACAGCAAAACCCUAAAGGAGAUCCAAGCCGUACCGGAGGAUGAAGGAUACCGGAAAGCUGUGGAAUCUUUCACUCGCCACCGUCUCAAUGUGUGCAAGGAAGAAGAAGACUGGGAGGCGAUUGAGAAACGGCUUGGUUGCGGUCAAGUCGAAGAGCUCAUCGAAGAGGCACAAGAUGAGCUCACUCUCAUUGGAAAAAUGAUCGAGUGGGAUGCUUGGGGUGUUCCAGAUGACUACGAGUGUGAAGUAAUUGAGAAUGAUGCACCAAUUCCCAAGCAUGUUCCUCAGCACCGACCUGGUCCUCUUCCUGAAGAGUUCUACAAAACCCUUGAAGGUCUACUUUCAGAGGCCAAGACAGAAAUUCCAGCUGCUACCUCCACCGAUCCGCAGUUGAAGGAGUAA